CGGAUGUAGAGUGCUGUCAUUGUCAAACGUCAUAAACUGUCAUCUUUGAAGUUUUUUCGAUUUGUUUUGGAAAAGCUUUUGAGCUACAUUUUUCAUUAAUCCGAAAACAUCGGAUUUCUUUCAGAACUUUUCAGAGUGAAAUUUCAAUAAACGAAGAUGACUGCACCUACUGCAGGGGGAGAUGGCAGCAGAAACAGGACUUUAGCCUACAAGGAUAAAAGUAAACCCGCCGAUAUUAGGCAAAGUAAUAUAAAUGCCGCAAAAGCUGUUUGUGAUGCUAUUCGUACUAGUCUUGGACCUAAGGGAAUGGACAAGAUGAUACAAGCUGGGAAUGGAGAGGUUACUAUUACCAAUGAUGGAGCUACAAUACUUAAGCAAAUAAAUGUUAUUCAUCCUGCAGCUAAAAUGUUAGUAGAACUUUCAAGGGCACAAGAUGUUGAAGCUGGAGAUGGAACCACUUCAGUAGUUGUGAUUGCAGGAGCCUUGUUAGAUGCUGCAGAAAAAUUGUUGCAUAGAGGAAUUCAUCCUACUGCCAUCUCAGAAUCUUUCCAGAGAGCUGCUGUUCUUGCUCUUGAUAUUCUACAAGAAAUUGCUACACCAGUAGACAUCACAAAUAGAGAACUGCUGAUAAAAUGUGCAUCUACAUCUCUGAACUCGAAGGUAGUUUCUCAGCAUUCUACUCAACUGGCACCUUUGGCUGUAGAUGCAGUGUUGAAAAUUGUAGAACCAGGGAGAGAACAGGCUUGCAAUCUGAAAGACAUCAAAGUUCUGAGACAGCUUGGUGGAACUGUAGAAGAUACAGAAUUAGUGGAAGGUAUUGUGUUCCCACAAAGGUCUUCUAAUGUUUCUGGUCCCAAACGUGUGGAAAAGGCCAAAAUUGCAUUUAUUCAGUUCUGUAUCUCACCACCAAAGACCGAUAUGGACCACAAUGUUAUCAUUUCUGACUAUGCAGCUAUGGAUAGAGUGUUGAAAGAAGAAAGGGCUUAUAUUUUGAAUAUAGUCAAGCAGAUCAAAAAAGCUGGGUGUAAUGUCUUGUUGGUGCAAAAAUCCAUUUUACGCGAUGCUGUCUCCGACCUUGCCCUGCACUUCCUUGAUAAGAUUAAAUGCAUGGUGAUCAAGGAUGUUGAAAGAGAAGACGUGGAAUUUGUUUGCAAGUCACUGGGAUGCAGACCAAUUGCUUCAUUGGAUCAUUUUGUGCCAGAGAAUCUUGUUACUGCUGAUUUGGUGGAAGAGGUUGGAAUGGCUGGCAACAGGAUGGUCAAAAUUACUGGAGUUCAAAAUGCUGGUCGCACAGUCACACUCCUUGUCAGAGGCUCUAACAAGUUGGUGCUAGAAGAGGCAGAACGUUCUAUACACGAUGCCUUGUGCGUGAUUCGGUGCUUGGUGCGCAAGAAGGCGUUGGUAGCCGGCGGAGGCGCACCGGAAGUCGAGGUCUCGCUGAAGCUGGCCGCCAAAUCGAACACCUUGGAGGGUAUCGACGCCAUUUGUACCAGGGCGUAUGCUGAUGCGCUCGAGAUCAUACCGUUCACGUUGGCUGAGAAUGCUGGGUUAAACGCCAUUCAGACUGUGACAGAACUACGAAACCGUCACGCAAAAGGAGAAAUCUCAGCCGGAAUCAAUGUUCGUAAAGGAGCGAUCACUGAUAUAUUGGAAGAAAAUGUUGUACAGCCACUCUUGGUCAGCACCUCUGCAUUGAGUUUGGCCACAGAAACUGUUAGGUCCAUCUUGAAGAUCGAUGAUAUUGUUAAUACCAUGACAUAAGAAUUCUUGCAGUCAUCACUCCAAAAUAACUGCCAUGAAAAAUGAAAGCACAGCCUUGACUGGGUGAUGUCGUGGUGAACAUUAAUAUAGUAUUACACACAUUUUUACACAAUUUACUAUAACCUUAUCAAUGAUUUUCGCUGUUUUCCUAUGUUUGAACUGUUCAAGUAGAUCUUGAAGUGUUAUUACCAGAGGUGUAACGCUCGCUAUUUAACAAAAUAAAUGACAAGAAUUGAAAGAGCUUUUUUAUCGUCGUGGAACAGCAAUAUUUUCGACGGUACCUCCAUCAACCAAAAAGUGAACGAAUCAUUUAAUGACAAUUUACCUCGCAUUGUAAAGUCACAAAGAUGUACCUUUUACUGCUUCGCCGGAUCUUCUGUUUGAGUUGACUUGCAGUUAAUGUUCACGUACAAAAAAUACAGCGUUGUU
Molecule: messenger RNA, 2190 nt
Organism: Acanthoscelides obtectus
Lineage: Eukaryota; Metazoa; Arthropoda; Insecta; Coleoptera; Chrysomelidae
Source: the annotation of a GenBank genome assembly